GAAGAGACCGGACCGGACCGGAAUCCCAAGAGUUUCGUGCGCCUGCACAGAUCCCGGUUCCGCGGGGGGAAAUGGUGGUGACGGCGAGCAAACAGUGAAAACUGUGGGACGUUCAACGGCACAAAACGGAACAGAACUGCGUGGAAUAACGGCUCUAACGUGCCGUCGAAAGCGCCACUUCACGGUCACGUCACGUCACGGGCGGUGUGUAAUCGACGUCCGCGCUUCCCCAACUCUUCCAUACCCCCCACCAGCCGGCCAUCGACGACGAACGAAACGUGUCCGAAGGCGGGAACGUACGAAGAAAAGAAUUACGAGUGUGCCACCCAGAGACCGUGGCCGUGACCGCGAAAGUGAUCAUUCGUAGUCGUUCAGUGAGUCGGCAUACCAGCGACCGUACGCGAGGCGACAGAGAGAGAGACGAAGGCGCCGACGAAGAUGCCGUUGUUCAAUAAGAAAAGCACGAAAAUAUCGAAUCCCUCGCCACCGAUGACCAAGGAUCCGCAUCAUCACGCGUACCACCACGAUAACAACAACUACAAAAACCCUCCGAUCCCUACAGCGCCCUCGAUCCACGACAGCAUGAGCAACGGCGGCGGCGGCGGCGUCGGCGUCGGUGGCCACGUCGACUCGACGACCGUCACUAAGCCCCAGCUGGUCUUCAACUGCCAGCUGGCCCACGGCAGCCCGACCGGCUUCAUCACCGGCUUUGCCAGCGUCAAGGAGCUGUACCAGAAGAUUGCCGAAUGCUACGACUUUUCGCUGGACGAGAUUCUGUUCUGUACACUAAACUCGCACAAGGUCGACAUGAGCAACCUGCUGGGAGGCCAGAUCGGGCUGAACGAUUUCAUUUUCGCACACAAAAAGGGCCGCCCCAAGGAGGUGGAGAUCGUGAAGUCGGAGGAUGCGCUCGGGCUGACGAUCACGGAUAAUGGGGCCGGGUACGCCUUCAUCAAGCGAAUCAAGAGCGGAAGUGUCAUUGAUAGGAUCCCCCACAUACAGAUUGGUGAUCAUAUCGAGAAACUGGACGGCAUCAAUGUGGUGGGCAAACGGCACUACGAAGUGGCGCGCAUGCUGAAGGAUAUCCCAACGGGGUCCACGUUUACCAUCCGGCUCGUGGAACCGAUGAAGAGCGGCUUCCAGGGAAUCGCACCCCGCAAGGGGACGGCCGGCGGUAAGCCGGGCAAGCAGCAGGCGUACGGUAGCGGCAAAGAAACGCUUCGGUUUAAGGCUAACGGGAAUGCGGCCAUCGAAGACGAGCACGAUGAUGCGACGCAAUGUGGAAUUGAUGCCAUUAACUCACUGCUCGACUCCUUCAUGGGAAUCAACGAUAGUGAACUAGCCACUCAAAUUUGGGACCUAGGUAGCAACAAAAUAAACUCGAUGGACUUUGCGGAAGCGAUAGAUGCUUCCGACCUAGAGGCCUUCGGUUUUACCGACGAUUUUAUCAUCGAACUGUGGGGCGCCAUUACCGACGCUCGUCAGGGCCGUUACAAGCGAUAAAAACGGAUGCUGCACCGAUCCGAGUGUGAAAUGAACCUUAGAACAUACGGUGAUACGGUGUGAGCAAGAGAGGGCAAGGCAUCGGCGCUGGUUCAGUGAAACGUACGCACGGUACUAGGAGAUUAGAAGCUUCUUCCAAGGGAGCGAGGAAGCUAACACUGUCCCACGCAAAAAGGACGAAGCAGGAGGAGAAAACAAGGAGCAUUUACCCGAGCCCGGCGGAUCGCGCGUUUCGGUGAGGGUGACCCCAAUCGGACCGCACCUACGCGCACCGUGAGCCCGAUGAAUUGUGAUGUGUUUUAAACAACCUACUACAAGAACAAAAACGAACCGCAACAACCUACUACCUAACUUAACUACUAUUUCUGCUACACUGGAACCCCCAUUCAUCAUUAGAAACAUCUUGUACUAAUUUUAUAAGUAGAAAGCAAAAGUGCGAACGGAACGACGCAAUCAGGGUUGCAUUCCACUAUUAGUUGUAAACAAAAUUACGACCCCCAAUUUACCAUUCCGGUUGAUAACGGUGCGGCAGCAUAUCUUGACUAUUCGAGCUUCGUUGAUAAGAGCCAAACACGUCGGGGUAUCAAAGCGGCGGCAGCAGCAGAGUCAGACGAGGGGCUAGUGUGUUUUUUAAUUGUAUAAUGUUAUUGUGUAAAUGGUAUAUUUGUGUGUAACGAUCGUGGGACGCUGUUGUUGGAUCGAUCGAUCGAUGAACUGAUGCAACGUGGAUGCGGUGUGGUACACGGCGGUAAAAAAGGUGAUUACGGUUCGUAGAUGGCGCAUGUUUAAAAGAGCAACAGCAUAUUUUAGCUAACUAAAUUCUAAGCGUAAUAAAAAGU
Anopheles cruzii is the source of this 2342-nucleotide messenger RNA. It is a transcript of the gene kermit, whose product is annotated as PDZ domain-containing protein GIPC3. The transcript has 6 exons. Bases 439 to 1503 code for a protein of 354 amino acids. Lineage: Eukaryota; Metazoa; Arthropoda; Insecta; Diptera; Culicidae. Gene Ontology annotation, molecular function: protein binding. The record is from RefSeq and is a predicted model, not a curated record.